GGGUCAAUGUGAACGCAUCUAUAAUAAGAUUUCGUUUCAUAUUCAAAAUUUGCCAUUUACGAGGUUAUAACACAGUUCUGCAUACUUGGAUGACAAAAAUCCAUGGCAGCGACUCGUUUAGCUCUAGCAGGCAAAUUUAAAUUAAUGAAAUUUUCCUUCAAAAAGCUGAAACAAUUUUUCUACGGCAAAAUGUUUAAUUUAUACCAGCAUAUGAAAAAUAAUGCAGAAGGGAAGGAACAGAAGGAGCCAGAGACAACUGGACACGAUAGGUUCUAUCAGGAAAGAUCAAGAACUAGUUUCCGGAAGAAGAAGCGCCGUGGCGCUUGCAGACGGGCGCAGUCAGCUGCUGAAUUGAAUCCCGACUCUAUUGCUGCUGCCAAUAAGAGAAACGCCUUUCGAAUUCGAUCUGUAUCUACCGAUAAAGAAGAGAGCGAAGAGGAAAAUUCAGAGCGUGCACCUUUAGUCGCGCAGAAAAUCGACUCCCUGGCAAAAUUGCUAUUCAACAAGUCUAUAACCGGGACGGGAUCUGGAAAAUCAUCUCCUUCGGAUGCUCCUGCUUCUCCGAAAACUUACGGUGCCGUGCCUCCAAGUUUGAUAGAAAAAAUUGGGAUUGGAAUGACAGCUGGUGCUGCGGGCGCAUUCGUCGGCAACCCGGCCGAGGUGGCUCUCAUUCGCAUGACGGCAGACGGCAGACUGCCGCCAGAGCAGCGCCGUAAUUACAAGAAUGUCUUCGACGCUCUGGGCAGGAUAAUAAAUACGGAGGGUGCUAUGACCCUCAUGAGAGGAGUGUCUGCUACUAUCACCAGAGCCAUGGUGGUGAACGGCGCACAGCUUGGCUCCUACACACAGGCUCGAGAAAUGUUACUACCAAACUUCGGUGAAGGAAUAUCUCUGCACUUCACGGCUUCUAUGAUAUCUGGACUGGUCACAUCUAUUGCUUCGCUUCCCGUCGACAUAGUCAAGACCAGAGUACAAAUGGCAGCAAAAUCUCCAAGUGCAAUAACUGUACUAAAAGACGUCAUAUCAAACGAGGGACCGCUUGCUCUCUGGAAAGGAUUUUGGCCCACCUACUUAAAGAUAGGACCACACACAGUUUUAUGUUUUAUCUUUAUGGAACAGUUAAAUGCAUUAUAUCUAAAGUUAGCCUAAAAUACACUGUUUGUUAUUUAAACAUAUCAUUUAAAGCAAUUAUUGGUUCGAAUGUAAAGGCAUGUAUAGCCUUUAAAUGAUAAAUUUUGAAUUUAUAACGUAUACUUACUGAUUUCAAUUGAAUUAGGUCGAAUUUGUCGAAAAGCGCGAUCUGUGAUAUUGUAAUGCUUAACAUUUUGUCUUGUAUACUCAAGCUGCAAUGUACACCUCACACAUGAAAAUCAAUACUGUCGCAACUCAAUAAUUAUGGAAUUCCGAAAACACGAUUUGAAAAUUAAAAAACAAAAACAGAAAGAACCUUUUUGCGUAUUUAUGUGUGCUUAUAAACAAGAAUAUAAAACU
Molecule: messenger RNA, 1491 nt
Organism: Hyposmocoma kahamanoa
Lineage: Eukaryota; Metazoa; Arthropoda; Insecta; Lepidoptera; Cosmopterigidae
Product: mitochondrial 2-oxoglutarate/malate carrier protein-like
Exons: 8
Coding region: 103-1149 (348 amino acids)
Biological process (GO): malate transmembrane transport; phosphate ion transmembrane transport; succinate transmembrane transport
Molecular function (GO): oxaloacetate transmembrane transporter activity; antiporter activity; malate transmembrane transporter activity
Source: RefSeq, a predicted model, not a curated record